GGGCUUGGAGACGCUCCGAUUCUUCUCCCCCCGCCCGCCCGGCUCUCCAGGAGAACAGCGGCCGCGGGGGAGGGCCGGGCUGCUGGGAGGAGCCCCGUGCCCCCAGUGGCUGCCCUGCCAAGCCCGGGGCGCUGGACUCGGGGCCGCACAUGGCGGCGGGGGGUGGCUAGCGGCCCCCAUGGCCACCGGACAAGGCGAGGGUCCAAGCGAGCGCAAGCUCCGCCGCGCCGCGUCUGCUGCGCCACGGGGGCCGCUCCGGGGCCCGCGGGCCGAGUCUCAGGCGCGCUACGCCCGCCCCCGCGCGGGGACUGGUCUGCCCCGGGGACAGAUGUCUCCGGAGCUCCGGCAGCUGGGGCGCAGCUGGGCUUUGCCGGAGUGAAACCAGCCGCGUGGGGAGCGGAGCUGCCGGGCUGCACAGGGGAAGAAGCCAGCCCCGUUCCCACUCAGGGUCGCCCGCUCCUGGGAACCCCGGCGUGGGUCUCUGCCCCUCACUGUUCCUGCCCCCGGGGCCACCACCGCCCAUGGAGAGUAAAGAGGAUGUCAGCGACACGGACAGCGGGAUCAUGCUGCACUCAGGCCUGGACAGCCCCGUGUCUCUGCUGAAGGACAUGACCCAUGCGGUGCGCAAGCAGCAGCAGGAGCUGGCGGUGCGGCUGGAGGCCUGUCUGGUGGAGCUGAGGAAGCUGUGUCUGCGCGAGGCAGAGCUCACGGGCGUGCUGCCACAGGAGUACCCCCUGAAGCAGGGGGACAGACCCCCCAUGGUGCGGCGGAGGAUUGGCACCGCAUUCAAACUGGACGAGAAGACAAUCAUCUCACGAGGAGUGGACCCGCUGAGCACGCUGGAGAGAGACCUGGCCUUGCAGCUGCAGAUUGCCGCAGCCACGCAUCGCCUCUACCGGGAAGAGAACAUCAGCAAGCACAUCAAGAAGUGGCGGAAGAACAUGGUGCUGAAGGAGGAAAAGAAGCUGAAGGAGCUGGAGAUUGCCCUCAAUGAGUGCCGCUUGAGGGCCACGCAGGAGCCCAGGUCCAGCAUCAUGGCCCUAGGGGAGCUGAGCUCCUCGGAUGACAGCUCCCUCUCCGAUGCCAUCCUGCUGGAGGAGGAAGAAACCCAGGCUCCGAAUCAUCAUGCUGCCCAGCAGCUCAUGGUGCCAGUCCAGCCCAGCACACCGCACAGCUCCCUGGCUCUGCCCGCCCGCUCUGCCCCUCCCCAGCAAUGUGAGGGUCUGCCACACACGCAGGGCAAGGUCCUAGAGCUGGAGCGCUCUCCCAUCCAGAACAGCCCCUGGAAGGAGACCAGCCUUGAUAGGCUCUAUGAGAAGCCCAAGAAGCACGUGGCUGAGCCCUGCAGCCUGCCAAGCAGCCCAGCCGGGACACCCAUGCCAGCACCUGCCCGCAGCCCAGCCGCUCAGAGGACACCUGAGACGCCCCCCUACCACUUUGUCCCCAUCCGGACCUUGGCCUUAUGGAGCCAGGCUGGUUCCAGUGGGCCCCCGACCCCAGAGAUGCAGGCGAGGCGAGGGCAAUCUCAGUCCAUGAGGGUGGAUGUGUCCCGGGACCGAGCGGAGCCCCGGGGGAGAAGCGUGCUGCCAAAACGACGCCCCACCUACUACACCGUCACCGCCCCUGACUACUGCUUCCCUUCAUCCAAACCCGGCCUGGCCUCCCACUCCGUCUACCACUCCAGUUCCGAGGACAGCAACUCGGACGUCUCCAGAAUCACGUACACCCUGUCGCCUGGCAGCAGCAGCCCUGACACUUUCCUGAGGCCGGUGCCCGCGCCGUCCACGGAGCAGCCCUCGUCAGAGUUCAGGGGCCUGCGCUCCGUGGGGCCCGAGGCAGCGUACUAUUACCAGAGCCCCCACAAGCAGCUGCUGCCUCCCAGUUACUUCCCAGCUGUGGAGUAUGUGGCUGGGCGGGAGUUCUGCCGGGGCUACCCCUUGCUGCGGGCUGGUAGCCCAGCUCCGUUCCCCUAUGAGCAGGAUGUGGUGCAGCUGCGCUGCCAGUGGCUGGGCCCGGCCCCCAGCAGGCUCCUGCGCACCCCGUCCCUCAAGGACUACGCCCCGGGUAGCGGCAAGACCCUCGCCAAGUCGGCCGUGUCGGAGGAGCUGAAGUCGUGGCACGAGCGCACCAAGCUGCGGAACUUACGGCCACACUCACUGGACAGGCAGGGGGCCUUCCGCGUGCGGAACACGCCGGGCAGGGAGCUGUACGCCUCGCGCUCCGCCGGGCAGCAGGCUCAGGUGUGUCAGAUCCAUGUCCUGAAGCAGUCCACCGAGGGAGCUCCUGUGCAGGUCUACGUGCCAGAGAAUGGGGAGGUCAUCACUCAGGUCUAGACCCGGCCUGGGCCUGCUGCCAAGCCCUCGCCAAGAGAGCCCCGCGCCCAGCUGGUGAGAAGUGGUGGCAGUGAGCCUGGGCACGGGGGCUUACUUAGGAAGCCAGCUGGUUGCCCUGGAUGGGGCUAGCAAGGGGGCAGGACCCCGGGUGCACCAGUCCUGACCAUGUUAUUUGGACACUGCCAUUUGGAAGAACUGGAUUCAUUCUGGCGUUGCCACCUUCCGAGGCGUUUCUCUUUGGGCUGUGGGGUGCCUCCUUCCACAAGAAUUCCCCUCUGUCUGUCUGUGGGUUUGUGUGGGCUGCAGUAGAGGAGGAGGGCCGGCUUAGGGCCACAACCUCCUGUGCGGCUUGGGGCUGGACUGCUUCGGCUGCUGGAUAUUCGCCAAGGGACAGACGUCCUUGCUUCACAGUGUCAUGCAGCGGAUAAGAAUAGUAGCAGUUGUUUUGUGAUCAUGCAAGCAGCUGCUGGGGUAAUGGUACUUUGCUAAUAGAGAGACACCUGCAGGGUCAUGCGUUAUGUGUCAUGGUUCAGGCCAGUGCCAGGGAAUUGUCCUCUUGUUGAUUCAGCAUAGAAGCUGCUGGUUUGCUGAGCACCCCACUACCUCAGUGCAAAUGGCACAUUCCUGGAGAAUGCAGCAAGGGCAGUCAAGAUCAGAGUGUUUGGGCAAUUGGGGAAUGGGAGGAUUUGAUUGGCUGCUAGUCUUGCUGCAGUCCCAUAAACCAUUGCAGCUCUCCCACAGGGAGUAUGUGCGUUGCCCCUUUCUAGGCUCUAGAUCAGUUGUUUUCAAAGCCGGUCCGCUGAUUGUUCAGGGAAAGCCCCUGGUAGUCCAGGCCGGUUUGUUUACCUGCCGCGUCCACAGGUUUGGCCGAUCGCGGCUCCCACUGGCCGCGGUUCGCCGCUCCAGGCCAAUGGGGACUGCGGGAAGGGCACCCAGCACAUCCCUCGGAUCCGCGCUGCUUCCCAUAGCCCUCAUUGGCUUGGAGCGGCAAACCACGGCCAGUGGGAGCCACGAUCAGCCAAACCUGCGGAUGUGGCAGGUAAACAAACCAGUCCAGCCCGCCAGGGGCUUUCCCUGAAUAAGCGGCGGACCGGCUUUGAGAAGCACUGCUCUAGAUCCUUCUCUUUCAGUUGUAUUGAAGAGAGAAGUCAAAGGAGGCCAUCUGCCCCGCUGUGCCAGCAGGAGGCGCAGUUUACAAUUAUAUUUACCUGGCUCCCGCCUUCUAAGACCUUGUGGCUUGAAGCAUGGGGAAUACCACCCCACUGUACACAUCAGGCAUUGGUGAGAAUAAGUGACUGGCCAGAGUCCUACAAGGAGUCAGUGGUGGAGGCAGGGUUAGAACCCACAUCGUCGAACGCAGUCGACCCCCAAGCCCAGCCUGGAGAGGUGAACAGAGCAUUGGCCAAGGAAUUAUGAUACAGUAGAACCUCAGAGUUACGAACACCUCGGGAAGGAGGUUGUUCAUAUCUCUGAAAUAGUCGUAACUCUGAACAUAACGUUCUGGUUCUUUAAAAAGUUUACAGCUGAACAUUGACUCAAUACAGCUUUGAAACUUCACUGUGCAGAAGAAAAAUGCUGCUUUUAACCAUCUUAAUUUAAAUAAAACAAGCACA
Messenger RNA from Dermochelys coriacea (leatherback sea turtle), 3946 nucleotides. RefSeq names its product innate immunity activator (gene INAVA). The transcript is spliced from 10 exons. Gene Ontology annotation, biological process: adherens junction maintenance; positive regulation of protein ubiquitination. The record is from RefSeq and is a predicted model, not a curated record. The coding region runs from base 522 to 2333 and encodes 603 amino acids. Lineage: Eukaryota; Metazoa; Chordata; Testudines; Dermochelyidae.